GCGAGCAGACAACACAACACCACGCAUCACAACGCAUCACCACGCAUCACCACGCAUCGCAUCACACCGCAACACAACACACAAGAUCCCGUCCCCCAACCGCAGGACAUACAACGAGCCCACAACACCCGCGACAAAAUGAAGCCCGRCUCGAGCAAUCCCUCCGCGGCCCAUCCGCCGCCCCUCGGGASACCCAGGGAGGACCCGAUCCCCCCCCUCUCGUGGAAGGACGCCGGGACCCUCCUGGUCCCCCGCAUCGCCGGCCUGGCGCUGAAGACCGCGCUGGGGGUCACGGUCACCCUGUACGUCCUGAACCAGAGCAAGGUGCUCCCCCGGCCCCUGGCCUCGAUCGUGAGCAAGGUCCUSUUCUAUCCGACCCUGCCCAUCACGGCCUCGAAGCGGAUCGGCAGGUGGGUGACCCGAAUCGACGAGACGCUCGUCCUGGGAGGGGCCCCGCUCCCCCUGCUGGGCUACCCCAGGAAGCUCCGGGAGGACUAUGGCGUGGAGGGGGUCAUCAACAUGUGCGAGGAGUGGAGGGGGCCCCUCGGGGAGUACGAGAAGCUCGGCAUCGAGGAACUCUACCUGCCCACGACGGACCACUUCGAGCCGUCGCAGGAGGACCUGAUCGCCGCCCUCUCCUUCCUGGAGCGGUACCGGGCCAGGGGGAAGUCCGUCUACGUGCACUGCCGGGCCGGCCACGGGCGGUCCGGUGCGGUGGCCUACGCCUGGCUCCUGGCCCGGGGCUGCCCGGGGUCCCUGGCCGACCCGAAGGGGGUCAACGAGAAGCUGCGGGGGCUCCGGGACGUCCGGGGGGGCCUCUGGAAGCAGCCCAACCUGUCGGCCCUCCGCGACCGGCUGGAGCGGACCAAGGGAAGGCUCGUGGACCCGAGCGACGAGUUCCUGGGGGGGAAGAGGGAAAGCGGCAAGAAGACGAACUGAGCACCACGCAACGAUCCGGCGGCGCGGGGUACGACGAAACAAAAGGAAAGGAAAGGAAAGGAAAGGAAACAAAACACAACGAGACGC
Messenger RNA from Pseudo-nitzschia multistriata, 1026 nucleotides. The record is from the annotation of a GenBank genome assembly. Lineage: Eukaryota; Bacillariophyta; Bacillariophyceae; Bacillariales; Bacillariaceae.